Messenger RNA from Drosophila virilis, 1413 nucleotides. RefSeq names its product buttonless (gene btn). NCBI's taxonomy places the organism in Eukaryota, Metazoa, Arthropoda, Insecta, Diptera, Drosophilidae. Gene Ontology annotation, molecular function: DNA-binding transcription factor activity, RNA polymerase II-specific; RNA polymerase II cis-regulatory region sequence-specific DNA binding. The record is from RefSeq and is a predicted model, not a curated record. Gene Ontology annotation, biological process: positive regulation of transcription by RNA polymerase II. Gene Ontology annotation, cellular component: nucleus.
AAAAAGGUGUAGCAAAAAGCCAUACUAAUUUAUUUCUAAUUGAUAUAGGCAAAUCAAAAAUUGAUAUUCAAAAACAGAUAUUAAUUUAUUUUUUAUUUACUUAUAUCAGUAUUUUAAGAGUUGAGUCCAUUCUCUUAAUGGCGUUGCCAGAUGUUGUGUGCUGUUUGGCGGUUUUGUUGCGAGUUUAAAAUUCAAAUAUGUCACUAAGUUCCGAGAUUAUUAUUUUAUCAACUAAACUUUAAAAAAAACUAUGGUUGCUUUGUAUUAUUAAUAUUGCAACUUUUAGAAUAAUGAUGACAUCAGGUUGCAUGCCAACUAAUAGACAAGUUGCGGUCAGUGGGUAAAGUUGAGGAAGUGGCACAACCAAAUGAUGCGCGAAAACUAAAAAGCGCGUGCAAUUGGCAGUCAGUCAUCUACUAUAUAAUACCCCAACUGACGAUCGACUUUUACGAGCGAUAUUAAAAUUUUAGAGUUCUUCAAAGCGCACAAAGCACUUGACUCAUGUUUGUUUGUAGACCUAGAACCACACACAUGCGCGCUGCAGCUACUUCCGUUUUUAGUCAGUUUUCUUUGUUUUGUUUUUGAGAUCAGCGGGCUGGUCAUCCGAGUCUUAGAAAAACAACAACAUAGUUUGUGGGUGUCACAAGCGCUCAAAGGCAAAGCAGAGCACGCGACGUUACGGCUGGUUGGUCGAGCCGGCGGUGUGGGGAGCUGUGUGUCCAGAUGUUGCGCACAAUUAUCAUAUCAGCAGCACAUCAUUUACAUUUAAGUGGAAAAACAGAUUGAGCCAAUCGGCUGCGGAGAGUGAGAGCCAAUCAGCGGCUAGCAGAAAAGUCGUUUUAAGAGGCAUCUUCAUGUGGUCGAGCGUUCAGUAUUAAUUAGAGUGUGCGCCCAGAAGGAACUCCAAUGAAGAACUGCAGCGCCAGCAACACGGAUCCGACCGCUUUCUACGUGAAUGACACAAAAGGUUGGCCCAACUACGACGGCUAUGCGGAGUAUGAUUACAAUUAUGAGCAGAGCAAUGCAUCCAGCUAUGAGGAUUGCGGGAAAAGGUUCUGGAACAAUGCUGCGCCAAAUGAUUACCACGCAUCCACAACGACUCCAACGCAGCCAAAUGCCACAGCACCCAUCGCUCAGCGCAAGGAACGCACUGCGUUUACGAAAGCCCAACUCAAGCAACUGGAGGCUGAAUUUUGCUACUCCAAUUAUUUAACCCGGCUGCGUCGCUACGAAAUUGCCGUCGCCCUGGAGCUGACCGAGCGCCAGGUGAAGGUUUGGUUUCAAAAUCGUCGCAUGAAAUGCAAGCGCAUCAAACUUGAAUUGUCCGAAUCCACAAAAGCACAUUAGCUUAAAUUUACAAAGAAAAAAAAUAAUCAUUUUUUAUACAACGUUUUGUUUACUUAACUAUUAUGG